AAUACACUCGACGUCACGAUUCUCGCCUGAAUAUGUUCGCUCUUUCUGAUGUCCAACUCUAUAACAGGAUCAUAGCCACACGUGUGAAAUGCCCUAGCAUGCUGGGAAGGUCCAAUCUAAGGAAUGCCUAGACAGGGCUGGCGCUAAGUAGCGUGUGUGUGCAUGGCGCGUCUUCAGCCGCACGACCAGAGUUUGAGUGCCCUCACUCCUGCCACCUCCUAUAUUCGAUAUGACAUUACCUCUACGGUAAUGCGUAAGUCAAAACUAUGUGUGUUGAAGAACGGCUCGAUGCAUAUUUCAAUCGAUCCUCGGAUUCCCAAUCGACGACAAAGUACCUAGAUGCCGAGAUCGACAAGAUAGCCGGACUUCUGCAACAAUGCAACCCCCUUGCAGCUAAAUGUCCUCGCACUUACAUCGUGCUUCGAACGAUCGGUCGUUUGGAUUGUUUGGAAGGGUUGUUGAGAGAGGAUUUUGGCGAUCAUUGGUUUCCCUUGGCCAAAGCGUCUUCACUACCCAGUUUCCUGGAGCAGAAAGUCGCGAACGACAUACUAGAUGCGCAAUCCAUUAUUGAGACGGAAGUGCUCAAAUUCUCACACGGAUCGCAUUUGACCGUGAACGUGGCAGAGAAUCGACUAUUCACCCUUGGGCCUGUUAUUGGCAGCGGCAAGUAUGGUCAGGUCAAUAUAAUUACCAGUAAGGUCGACUUUGACAAGUAUGCGCUGAAAAGAAUUCGACGCAAAGAGCUAUUCGGGAACUCUAGAGGGCUAAUCAAAAGCUUCAUCGCCGAAAAGAGCCGGCUACAAAAGCUAAAACACCUGCACAUUGUCCAGUACAUCGGCAGCUACACUGAUGCGAGGCACUUGGGUCUAGUUAUGGCUCCGGUUGCUGACUGCAAUCUUGCUGAGUACAUGGAUAUCAUCUGUUCGGAUGCUGGACCCAGAGACCGCGCGACACUUCAAACAUUCUUCGGCUGCCUUGCCACCGCAUUGGGCUAUCUCCAUACCCAGUCAAUCAAACACAGAGACAUUAAGCCAGCUAAUAUACUGGUUCAUCGCAGUCAUGUGCUUAUCACAGAUUUCGGAAUCUCACACGACUCCCUGGAUACCACAUCAGGUGUCACUGUCCACACCCCACGCUACAGUGCCCCAGAGGUCACUUGGGGAGAGAAACGAAACGAAUCUGCCGACAUAUGGUCUCUGGGCUGCGUCUUCCUUGAAAUGGCAGCAGCGCUUCACGGCCAGACCAUUGAGUCGAUUCGCAACUACUAUUCAGUGCACGCUUCUCAAAUCGAGAGUUUCCACUCAAAUCCGAAAGCAACGGAAACGCUGAUUGAAACUUGGCACCAGUCCUGGAGUCCAUCUCGAAGGCCUUUGUUACAAUCUAUUUCGGAUAUGUUGAUACAGGAGCGGCGAGAUCGACCCUCGGCUACUCGAGUCUUGGAAAUCCUUACAACUGCAACAAAGCCGGACGAGGUUCCCUCACUAUUUUGUGGAACUUGCUGUUUUCCUGAUGUUGUUUCGGAUGCUGAGACAGCAUCCCUCAAUGGCGCAGAAGUAGAAUCAGAUCUGCUCAACAAUACUGAACAAAGAACGACCUCGUUGAAUGACGACGAAGUAGCAACACCCCUUCUGGACAAGGAAGACUCAGAAUCAACCCCCAUUAAAACAAUCAUACGUGUACGGAGAAGUCGGCGCCUGAUACCCAUGAGCAGAAAUUCAAUCAGCUCGUUUGCAGUUCUAGCCUUCCUCGUAGUGGGUGUCGCAGUGUACUCUGUUCGCAGCGACGCUUUCAUUGGGACGAGACGACCGCAAGCUACGCAAGAAAGAUUUGGCCCUUCGACAACGGCUGGAUUACCGAAAGCUCAGAUGCGGAGCACAUCAUCUUUGAAUGACGCAUCACACCCGGAUGCUGGUUUGCAGCUGUCUUCUGAAAGCAUCGAUGAUAUAUCGAUGGACCCUGGGCCAGUAGUGUCUGGAACUGUAGCAAAACAGCACACAGACUUGUCUGAUGGACACAAUCACAUUACAUCAAGCGUAGAUGCGGCCAGUCAAGUGAUUAGCGAGUCAACAAUCAACCCAGAGGUGCCACAGUAUACAACUACUCCAGCAUCAUAUCCCCACAAAGAAGGCCAGAUCGAGACCCAACAACAGCUUGUUAUCAACAUGGGACAGCACGAUAGUGCGCAUACGAAGACAAAGACUUUCGAGAGAAUGGCGAAGUUUUUUCAUUGGUGUACAGGUAUGUGACGAGCAUCAAUCAGGUAAAAAUGCUGACAGAUGAAGAUCCGUCUUCCCUUGGUAGCU
Boeremia exigua is the source of this 2303-nucleotide messenger RNA. RefSeq names its product kinase-like domain-containing protein. The transcript has a single exon. Gene Ontology annotation, biological process: protein phosphorylation. Lineage: Eukaryota; Fungi; Ascomycota; Dothideomycetes; Pleosporales; Didymellaceae. The record is from RefSeq and is a predicted model, not a curated record. Gene Ontology annotation, cellular component: cytoplasm. Gene Ontology annotation, molecular function: ATP binding; protein serine/threonine kinase activity. The coding region runs from base 267 to 2246 and encodes 659 amino acids.